This is a messenger RNA of Pisolithus orientalis, 708 nucleotides long. RefSeq lists its product as uncharacterized. The record is from RefSeq and is a predicted model, not a curated record. Bases 1 to 708 code for a protein of 235 amino acids. The transcript is spliced from 5 exons. Lineage: Eukaryota; Fungi; Basidiomycota; Agaricomycetes; Boletales; Pisolithaceae.
AUGCCUAGUAGUGGUUGUGUCAAUCAUGGGUGUGAUAGGAAUGUCCAUCAGAGUCAUCAGAGUCAUGACAACAAUGUCUCUUGUGGGGAGGGCUUCAAUAAAUGUAUUCAACCACACUGUGCAUGCUACCCAGCAACAUACCCUUGUGCUUGUGUGACUCAUGCCAAGGGUGGUGGCAAGGACAUGGGGUCAGAAAGUAGUUAUCAGAAGGGGGGUGAUGAUGAUAUGCAGCUGCUGGAGCAAGAUAUGUGUGAUGAUCACCAUGCAAUGGUGGACCUUGUGGAGAUGACUGUGGAGGGAGAGGGGAGUGGUGGGAUGCUGGCUGAGUGGAAUGAGGUCCAUAGGAUGGCAAUUGCCCUCACCUCAGGUGGUGUGAUCCUGCAGGAGAGGGGUGAUGUGUGCAGGAUGGUGAUUGCUGUCAUUGGGUGUGGUGGGAUGUUGAGGGAGACACAUGGCACUGCACAGGUGGCUGGGGUAAUCUAUAAGCUGGGGAUAAAGAAGGCACAGUCAUAUGGUGGGUGUUGGAUGCUGCUGGCAAGGGGUGACAUCUGUUGGAUGGCACUUGUCCUUGCACAGGAAAGGAACAGUCAGAGCGUGAAGUUCAUCAGCAUUGAGGCAUUUGACAUUGAAAUCCAGACCAACAGCAGGGACUCCAGCAGGCCAAUCAGUGAUGGUAUACUAGUGAACAUACAGCAGAUCAAGCAAUGA